GGCCCCGGAGCGGGCGCGGCGGAGCGGCGAGCCCGGCCCUCCCGCCGAACAUGCCGAGGCCGGCCCCGUUGGCGCGGGAGCCGGAGCAGGGGCCCGAACGGGCGCCGGAGCCCGAGCCGGACCGUGAGCGCGCGCGGGGCCCGGAGCGGGGGACGCCGCGCUGCUGAGGCCGGCCGCCGCCGCCCGCGGGCCCCAGGCGGAGCGCAGCUGGGCGCCACGAGAUCUGAGGCCGAGGGACCUUGCCAACAGCAUGCCUCUCCCCCGACGUGACCCUGAGGCCCCGAGAUGAGCACCACUGCAGGGCCCUCCAGAGCGCCCUUGUCCCACUAGCUCCCCUGCCGGGAGCCACAGGCCGCCCAGCCCACGCCGCUGGGCCCAUGGCGUGUUAACACGGAGCGGCGACCUCUGGUUCACAGACGGGCUUUGCACGCAGCAGAGUCACCGUGGAGAAGCCAGGGUACCACAAACUGAUGGAUCUUGACAAGAAAGGAGGGAAAGGGGAGCUGGAGGAGGGCCGGAGAAUGUCCAAGACCGGCGCGGGCCGGAGCAGCCAUGGCGUCCGGAGCUCGGGGACCAGUUCAGGGGUCCUGAUGGUGGGCCCCAACUUCCGCGUUGGCAAGAAGAUAGGCUGUGGCAACUUCGGGGAGCUUCGCCUAGGAAAGAACCUCUAUACAAAUGAGUACGUGGCUAUCAAACUGGAGCCCAUCAAGUCCCGGGCCCCGCAGCUGCACCUGGAGUACCGGUUCUAUAAACAGCUCAGCGCCGCAGGUAGGGGCAGGCCUUGGGGGGGCCGCGGGGCAGGGGCGGCCGGCGGCCAGCUGAGCACUGUCCCCUCGGCAGAGGGCAUCCCUCAGGUCUACUACUUCGGCCCGUGCGGGAAGUACAACGCCAUGGUGCUGGAGCUGCUGGGGCCCAGCCUGGAGGACCUGUUCGACCUGUGCGACCGCACCUUCACGCUCAAGACGGUGCUCAUGAUCGCCAUCCAGCUGAUCACGCGCAUGGAGUACGUGCACACCAAGAGCCUCAUCUACCGGGACGUGAAGCCCGAGAACUUCCUGGUGGGGCGCCCGGGGACCAAGCGGCAGCACGUCAUCCACAUCAUCGACUUCGGGCUGGCCAAGGAGUACAUCGACCCCGAGACCAAGAAGCACAUCCCGUACCGCGAGCACAAGAGCCUGACGGGCACGGCGCGCUACAUGAGCAUCAACACGCACCUGGGCAAGGAGCAGAGCCGCCGCGACGACCUGGAGGCGCUGGGCCACAUGUUCAUGUACUUCCUGCGCGGCAGCCUGCCCUGGCAGGGGCUCAAGGCCGACACGCUCAAGGAGCGGUACCAGAAGAUCGGGGACACCAAGAGGGCCACACCCAUCGAGGUGCUGUGCGAGAGCUUUCCAGAGGAGAUGGCCACGUACCUGCGCUACGUGCGGCGCCUGGACUUCUUUGAGAAGCCCGAUUAUGACUACCUGCGCAAGCUCUUCUCCGACCUCUUCGACCGCAGCGGCUUCGUGUUCGACUAUGAGUACGACUGGGCCGGGAAGCCCCUGCCAACACCCAUUGGCACCGUCCACACCGACCUGCCUACCCAGCCGCAGCACCGGGACAAAGCCCAGCCACACAACAAAAACCAGGCGCUGAACUCCACCAAUGGAGAGCUGAAUGCAGAUGACCCCACAGCCGGUCACUCCAAUGCCCCAAUCACAGCCCCCGCUGAGGUGGAAGUGACAGAUGAUACCAAGUGCUGCUGUUUCUUCAAGAGGAGGAAGAGAAAAUCUCUGCAGCGACACAAGUGACCGGGUGCCUGCAGCGCCUGCACCUACUGCGCGCAGCCUCUGGCUGAGCUUGUCCAGGAGGCCCGCGGCUCUCCACGGUGUCCGGGGCCAGAGCCCCACCGGAAGCCCAGGCAGACUGUGGGGGCCCGUGGACCGCAGGCCCCCACCCCCAGGACGUGGGGUCACUUCCUUCACUUAAGACUUCGGCCGAAAUGUCUACAGCUGUGUCUAGUCCUCCCCUUCGAGAGCAUUAACUAUUUAAAACAAGGAAACAAGGAAAAAAGAGCAGAGGCCUGCCCUGCCCCAGCCCUUCCCGUCUCCGUGGUGAUGAGUCGCGUGACCCUGGAGGCCCCCGGGCCACUCGUUAGCCUCAUAAAGCCCAGCUUGUCUCCCUCGAUCCAAAGCCCGUUUUCUCGAGGGGGGGCAGGCCCAGCCUGGGAGGGGCACAUGGGGUCAUCUUGCCAGGCCACCUAGGAGGGGGCCCAGGCGUUGCUGCCAGGGUGAGGCCACCCCCUGGGCCUCCCCCAAACCAAAGGGGAAGGUGGGGGCGGGGCUGCAGCUGAAGCCAG
Messenger RNA from Urocitellus parryii (Arctic ground squirrel), 2338 nucleotides. It is a transcript of the gene Csnk1g2, whose product is annotated as casein kinase 1 gamma 2. Gene Ontology annotation, molecular function: ATP binding; protein serine/threonine kinase activity. NCBI's taxonomy places the organism in Eukaryota, Metazoa, Chordata, Mammalia, Rodentia, Sciuridae. Gene Ontology annotation, biological process: protein phosphorylation. The record is from RefSeq and is a predicted model, not a curated record.